Aspergillus viridinutans is the source of this 1185-nucleotide messenger RNA. RefSeq names its product SWIRM domain-containing protein. The transcript has a single exon. Gene Ontology annotation, molecular function: chromatin binding; protein binding; transcription coactivator activity. Gene Ontology annotation, biological process: chromatin remodeling; regulation of transcription by RNA polymerase II. Gene Ontology annotation, cellular component: nucleus; SAGA-type complex. NCBI's taxonomy places the organism in Eukaryota, Fungi, Ascomycota, Eurotiomycetes, Eurotiales, Aspergillaceae. The record is from RefSeq and is a predicted model, not a curated record. Bases 1 to 1185 code for a protein of 394 amino acids.
AUGAACCCAUAUACACCCCCAACGCCGUUGGACCAAAAUCAUAAACUCGCCAUGAGUCGCCUACCGUCUGUUUCCAGUCUCAUGUCACCUCCUGAAUCUAAACCGUUCGAGAAUUUCAAUAGCUCAUUGUCACCUUACUCGACGUCACAGGAUUAUUGCUCGUUUGUCCAUGGCAUGAAGCUUCCUCCCAUUUCUAGCGAACGGAAGCGAACGCAGUCGGAAAUGGAUUUGCCAUCGCCGCCCGUCACUCCGUACACCGGAAAUAAGAAAAGAAAAUCGGAUGUCUCAGAGGAAAUCGAGCGAGAUGUCGCGCUCGGUUCCUCGAGAGAUCCUGUUCUGUUCCCUCAUCACGAUUCUUUGACAGAUGUUGCCACUGAUGAGCCCUUGUUUGGGCAGAUUCUUCCGGCCCCAGCAGAGGUUCUAAUGGAACAACAUAUCGAUUCUCACAUGGCAAGAUUUGAUAACAAAGUGAAUAAGCCAACACGUGAUGAGUAUCUCUUAGCGCUGUCCUGCGUGCCAGUCGUUUCCGCCCAGUAUAACCGGAAUCCAGCUGCCUGGGCCAAGGAGGAACGUGAAACACUUGAGCGUCAAUUGUUCAUGAUGAAUCGUCGCCGACCUAAAAUUUUAGAUGCAAAAUUAAAGACGAUUGCGCCUGCACCGAGCAAACGGGCGGUUACCACACAGCCUCGCGCACAGCGAACACCGCGGGCCAAGCGUUCCCCCAAAUCCACGCCGCAUCAAAAGGCGCAUGAAUCCUUUGACUUACCUGCUCAGACGAGUACUAGGCCUCCCAGGGCGAUAGGAACAAAUCGGGAUGACACAGAUUAUACUUCCAUCAAAGAUUUCUCACCCUCACCAGAAACACUUGGAGGCAAUGCGAAGGCAUUGAAGGCAGACUGGAAAGGACAGAUGUUAGAUCUUAGCCAGGAUCCAGACCGGCACCUUUUGAGCCCGGCUGAGCUCAACCUUGCCUCCACUUUGAGGCUCUCAUGCGCAACAUACUUAUGCAGCAAACGCCGCAUCUUCGAGGCUCGUGUGAGAGCUUUAAGGAUUGGCAAAGAGUUCCGCAAAACAGAUGCCCAACAAGCUUGCAAGAUUGAUGUCAACAAAGCGAGCAAGUUGUGGACUGCUUAUGAUCGUGUCGGCUGGUUCGAUUCGGAACACUUUCAACAGUAUUUAGAGUGA